AUGUCGUCGUCGUCGGGCUCCAGAGGCAUCGCCGCCUCGUCGACCUCGACCUCGUCGUCGUCGUCGUCGUCGCGCAAGCGCGAGCUCAUCGACCGCGUACGCUACCCCAACCCCAUCCCGCUCCCGCCCUACGCCCCCAAGCUCGUCAAGGUCGCAACUGACCCGGCGCGCUACGCCAACCCGCACUUUGCCGACCGCCUCGCCUCGGCCCACCCGCUCCCCGUCCUCGUCGACGCCCAUGCCGGCAUGCCCAUCGACCUCGCGCGCUUCCAGGACCUCUGGGAGGGCGACCUCUCCGAAGUCUCGGUCGCACCCACAGACAGGCUCGACCAGGACUCGCUCGACGACGCAGACGCCUUCCUCCUCCAGGACUUUGCCUCGGCGCUCCCCGCCGCCGGCACCGCCGCCCCCAAUGGCGCCAUCGGCAUCGUCACCUCGCUCCACGCAUCCGACGACCCCGCCUCGGCAGCCACCCUCGCCGCCGCCCUCCAACAACGCCACGCCUCGGCCAUCGGGCCCAACGCCAAGACGACGCUCGCCGCAGACGACGUCACCUGGCUAAGGCGCACAGAGUACCUCUCCGCCGAGCAGAAACGCGCCCAGCAGGCCGUCCAGAAGCCCCGCCACGUCGAGGCCGUCAACACCUCGCGCGAGGCACAGGUCAACAAGAUCCAGCAGUCGUUCCGCGACGCCCAAAAGCCCCUCGACCGCCUCGUGCACCCGACCAAGCGCGGCGUCACGGCUGUCUCGUCGUUCGAGCUGCUGCCCGACCCCGACACCUGGGCCACCGACUACCACGUUGUCCGCUUCAUCGACCCGCCCGGCCGCAUCGUCAACGGCGUGCCCAUCGUCGACCCGCGCCUCGACGUCGCACUCCUCCGACCCGUCACCGUCAACAACGAGCAGCGCGUCUCCUACUACCUCCCCACCGGCGAGGACCUGCCCGACGACCCAGACGCGCCCAUGUCGCUGCUCGAGGACAUUGCGCUCGAGGACGAAAAGUCGAGGCGGCUGCGCAAGCGCAGGCGGACGGGCAAGUUCCCAGCGGCCAAGAUCAAUGGCGCCGAUGCCGAUGCCGACGGCGAUGGCGAGGGCGAGGGCGCCUCGCGCAACGAGGUGGGCACCGCCUACAAGUGGAUCCGCGACUACGUGCCCAAGGACACGGCCGAGAGCUCGCACGACGUGCUGCUCCUCAGCCUCGACGACGGCGUGCCGGACGAGGAUCCGGAUGCCGACAUCGAUCCGAUCAAAGGUGCCAAACGAUCCCGCGGCGGUCCUGGUGGCGCUGGCGACGACGAUGAUGACGACGACCUCUUUGGCGGCGACGACGACGACGAGGACGGGGCGGAUGGCGGCGUGCAGACGACAGCGGUGCCGCAGGCCGAGCACGAGAGGCGGAAGCGGAGCCGGAGGAGCGAGCUCACCAAGGGCAAGGAGCGCGACGCGGCGCCGGACGGCACGGGCGCCACGCUGGCGUUCAAGUCCAAGCCAAAGGCGUACUACCACAAGGUCGGGAUGCGCUUCACGCUGCGCGUGUGGCGAUCGAGGGUGGCCAAGAACGAAAAGCUGCGCAACAAGGACCGGCGCUACCCGGGCAAGUGGGAUGUGAUUACGCUCUCGAACCGCGACAUGACGGAGCGCGAGAAGCUGCGUCGCUACCACCUGCGCAGCCAGGUCGACGACAUGGGCGCGCUCGACCCGUACGAGAGCAGCGCAGACGAGGCCGAAGACGACGUCGACGGCGACGAGGAGCACGAGGCGGCGCCGGUUGAGGCGGCCGAUGCGGCGGCCGAGGGCUCGCCCAACGGUGCGGACGACGCCGCCGACGAAUCGCGUCGGAUCUUUGGAGACGACGACGAGGACGACGACGAGGAGGCGGCCGUGGCGGCACAGCAGCAGCAAGCAGCGCGACGGGAUGCGGAUGCCGACGCAGAUGCCAAUGCGGAUGCGGAAGCGGAAGCGGAAGCGGACGGCGAGAACGAGGACGAGGACGAGCAGACGCGAGGCGGUGCGCGAGACAACCAUGACGACGACGACGACGAGGCGGGGAGCAAGAGCGGCAACGACGAGAGCGGCCGCGACGACGACGGGACCGACGACGAGGAUGCCGGGUCCAUCGACGGCGACGAGGAGCUCGCGGCGCUCCAGGCCGAGGCGGCCGGUGCGGGCGAUUCGGGCGACGUGGCGGCCGACGAGGGCGAGGGGGGAGGACGCCGAUCCAGACGUAGCAGGACGACGGCAUCCGCUUCAGCGGCGGCUGGCGACGGUGAUGGCGGUGCAGAGGAGGCUGGUGGUGAGGAGCAGGCUGCCGAUGAGCAAACGCGAGGUGAAGACACGGGCAUGGACGUCGACGAAGAGUAA
Messenger RNA from Pseudozyma flocculosa PF-1, 2361 nucleotides. RefSeq lists its product as uncharacterized. Gene Ontology annotation, biological process: transcription elongation by RNA polymerase II. Gene Ontology annotation, cellular component: Cdc73/Paf1 complex. NCBI's taxonomy places the organism in Eukaryota, Fungi, Basidiomycota, Ustilaginomycetes, Ustilaginales, Ustilaginaceae. Gene Ontology annotation, molecular function: RNA polymerase II complex binding; chromatin binding. The record is from RefSeq and is a predicted model, not a curated record. Bases 1 to 2361 code for a protein of 786 amino acids. The transcript has 2 exons.